GGGUCGAAGUUUGCGCAGACCUCGCUGUCUAAACAAACCCAUGAGCGCACUCUCUUGCGCAAUCCUUAUGACUCGAUGGCCUUAAUGGCAGGCAGGUAGACACACACACACACGCACACACAGGGAGAGAUACACACACGCAUGUACAUAUCUCUCUCUCUCUCUCUGUAUAUAUAGUCGUGUUAUCUGCCAUCCGGGCGAAACACAGCGUGAGCGAUCUACCUGCCCUGUAACUCGUCUCUUGUCCGUUUUGUGCGUCAGAGCACAAGUUGAGUCCUUGCCUUCUCGGGGUGUACUUUUACUUUGUACGUAUCUCUCUCUCUCUGUCUCUCGUUGUCUCUCGCUGCUGUCCGUCUCCUCGCACGGAUCCGCAAAGAUGUGCACGGGAAAGUGCUCCGCUGUUAUUGGCCAUUCCCUGAGCAUCCUCUCGCUCGUUUGCAUCGUGGUCAAUGUCAUUCAGUUCUUCCCCAACUGGGAGUUCUGGGGCCUGCAUCACAGCAAGUACGUCUGGUGCUUGGGAGGCAUCUUGGGCGGUGGAAUCAUGGUGGGCCCGGGAUCCGCCUGGGCCAAGCGUGCUGGAGGCCACGGCUGCUGCUGCAACAACCGAUGUGGGAUGCUGCUCUCCACUGUGUUUGCGGCGCUGAGCGGGGUGGGAGCGGCGUACUGCAUCGUCAUCUCGGCCCUUGGUCUCUUCACGGGACCGUUGUGCGAAGUUAACAAUGAAUGGAUCUACCCGUUCGAAGGAAGCAACAAAACGGGCGACUACUUGACGAACACCACCCUGUGGGAUUACUGCGAUAAACCCCCGCACGCUGUUGAGUGGAACAUCAUCACCUUCUCCAUCCUGCUGGCGGUUGGCGCGGCAGAGCUUGUGCUCUGCCUUGUGCAGAUCAUCAACGGAUUCGUCGGCUGCAUUGGUGGCACGAUGCAGAAGGACUAGCGUGUUCGCGCGCACACGCUUCGCACACGUGGACACACACACACACAUAGAUGCACACACGCAGAUGCACGCGUGGAUUCACGCACGCAGAUAUACACACAGACGCAUAGAUACACACACAUAGUUGCACACGUGCAUAUACACACACGCACAGAUACACACAUCGAUGCACGCACGCAGAUACACACUCACACACAUAGAUACACAAACAAAGGCAAAGAUCCCCCCGUAUAGCCUUAACAGACUCUUGGGGCAAGUGCUCUUAGCGAUGACCUAUGCAGGCCAGAGCGGCACACAAGGAGGUGGGGUGGCCAUCACCACGCCCAACCGCCUUUGUCUCCCUAAUGGAAAUGUUUUUGAGUUGAGUCGACCUAGGGGAGGCUGAGUCGACCUAGGGGAGGCACAGGAUCGGUCCAGGUAAUCGUCACUGAUGUUGGCCGUGAGCGGGAAUCGGACGCAGAUACAUACGCACAUGCAAAUACACACACGCAAAAAAACACACACACGCACAUAGACACGCAAACAAAGACAAAUAUCCCCCGUAUAGCCUGACCAGACUGUUGUGGCAGGUGCAGGUCGCGAGCUCCUAUGAAGGCCGGCACCGUGACAGACGAGGGGGGUGACGGGGGCGUGGGUAAGGCCGGAUGCAGUAGAGGUGAUGCUUUGCAUAUCUAAGUAACGCGAAGCAGUGGUGGCGAGGUGGUGAGUGUGUACGUGUGUGCGUUGAACUUAUUUCGCUACCACGACCGUACGUAGCCAACCGUGCUCAUCGGAGGUGCGGGGUUUGGGGGAAAGGCGACCGAGGCCCCUUCGUGACUCACAGCGAGAGGGGCGGGGGUGGGGAUUGUGACGUAACCCACGUGUCAGGGGGCCCACGUGUCCUCGCUGUGUCAUACAGCGCCCUCUCGCGUGCGAGAGCCCUCGACGGCGCGGGUGGGGUUUGUGACGUAACCCCCGUGUCAGGGGGCCCACGUGUCCUCGCUGUGUCAUACAGCGCCCUCUCGCGUGCGAGGGCCUGUGACGGCGGGGGUGGGGUUUGUGACGUAACCCCCGUGUCAGGGGGCCCACGUGUCCUCGCCUUGUCAAACAGCGCCCUCUCGCGUGCGAGGGCCCGCCACGGCUAUACCAAGGAUCCAGCGGGCCCCGCUGCUAUUGUGUUCAUCGUGAGCCCACCUCGAGACCAACAGUUGUUAUCAACAUUUUUUUUGUGCUUCUGCUGUGAUCUCCCCC
Petromyzon marinus (sea lamprey) is the source of this 2170-nucleotide messenger RNA. Its product is annotated as transmembrane 4 L6 family member 5-like. Gene Ontology annotation, cellular component: membrane. NCBI's taxonomy places the organism in Eukaryota, Metazoa, Chordata, Hyperoartia, Petromyzontiformes, Petromyzontidae. The record is from RefSeq and is a predicted model, not a curated record.